CAGGAGGUGGAGAAAGACGAUAAAUCAGGAACUCAGUGUAGUGAAACACACUCGCUGUGCUUCUCUCUGUGCUGUUAUUAAACUCCAGGCUGAAACAUGGCGAGGAUUCUGAUCUGCUUCUUCUGCGUUUUUGCACUAAACACUAACAGAGCAACAGCUUACUGGGUAACAGCAAAUAAUGAUGUAACACCACCAGCACCAUUUCCACCAACUACACCAGGAACAGCGUGGGAAACCAGGAAUCUUGGUGGAUUGAUGUUCAGCGUGAUGCCCAAUGCUGUUGUCAGUUUCCGCUCAGUCACUCUCUCUAACGUCACCGGACUCACGCUGUGUUUGAGAGCCGUGACGGAGCAAAAGUGGCUGAUGGAAGAUGGACUUUCGCUCACGUUUGAUAAAAACGUUGCAGUUAAUAUUGGUGACUUUAACACUGCUUAUGAAUACAAGCUACAGGUAGCUUUCUCCAACGUGAAGUUUAAUAGGUUCUCCAUGGUACUGGCUCAGGGGGUUCGCUCUCUGUGGAAGAGCAGCUGCUUGACCUGGGACUCCAGCAGUGGAAUGGCACAACUGUGGUUCGACGGCAAGAUGAGCGCUCGCAAAGGACUCAGCAGAGGAACGGUGUUUUCUGGCCAGCCUGAAUUAACCAUGUAUCAGUUUGAGGGUCAGGUAUCUGAUGUCUACCUGUGGGAUUCGGUCCUCAGUGUCCGAGAGCUCCACAGGUACCUGUAUCACCACUCGGUCCCAUCUCGAGGCAGCAUCCUGGACUGGAAACAGAUGGAGUUCAGAUCUAGCGGCUACGUGGUGCUGGAGCCUGCUUACCCCAAGCGGCUUCCUGCUGGUGCUGCUAAGCGCAAGAAGCAGAAAAUGAUGAAGGCUCUGAGGAAAUGGCAGAAACAGGAAGUUUAACCCUGCUGUAGAGUUCUACGCAUACUGAGUGUACUUAGCAAUGCUGUGUCUCAUUUACCUUUUUAUAAAAUUUAUAAAUAUCUCCUCUUCAUCUCAGCGAUAUUAAACCUUUACUUACAGAUCAAAAUGGCAGUUGGAGAUGUUACUCUGUGUAAACAAGAGCAAUAAAAUACUUCAUAUUUUGAAACUAAAA
Molecule: messenger RNA, 1096 nt
Organism: Pangasianodon hypophthalmus (striped catfish)
Lineage: Eukaryota; Metazoa; Chordata; Actinopteri; Siluriformes; Pangasiidae
Product: serum amyloid P-component-like
Exons: 4
Coding region: 97-903 (268 amino acids)
Source: RefSeq, a predicted model, not a curated record